Messenger RNA from Suillus bovinus, 981 nucleotides. Its product is annotated as RTA1 like protein-domain-containing protein. NCBI's taxonomy places the organism in Eukaryota, Fungi, Basidiomycota, Agaricomycetes, Boletales, Suillaceae. The transcript has 11 exons. Gene Ontology annotation, cellular component: fungal-type vacuole; plasma membrane. Bases 1 to 981 code for a protein of 326 amino acids. The record is from RefSeq and is a predicted model, not a curated record.
AUGCCUGCUCUGCCUGAUGGACCUCCACGUUCAACUCCCCCUCACUCUCCUGUCAAAAUGACUUUCCCCGCUGUCUUUGCAACUAACGAGAGUCCGGACCCAAAUCGCAUUGGCCCUUACAACUAUGUCCCUACGGAGUGGAUAUGUAUCCUUUUCAUAGCGUUGUACGGCAUUUCGACUGUCCUCCACUUGGGCCAGGCACUCAAAUCUAGACUAUGGUGGAUGAUUCCAACUGCGACAUUGGCCGGUGUCCUGGAAGUACUCGGAUGGAGCGCCAGGUUAUGGUCCAGCCAAAACCCGAAACUUUUAACCCCUUAUGAGAUGCAGCUCGUCGGCACUAUCAUUGCACCCACCCCGCUUGUCGCAGCUAACUUUAUCAUCCUUGGCAAGAUAAUCAACCAAGUUGGACCCCAGUACAGCCGUCUAACCCCAAAGUUAUACACCAUCAUUUUUUGUUCCUUUGAUGUUGUUUGCUUGAUCGUACAAGCUCUUGGAGGUGCAUCCGCUGCGCGCGCCGUUAGCCAGGAAACAAGUGCUGCAACGGGUGCGAACAUUAUGUUAGGAGGAAUUGCGGCCCAGCUCUUUGCUAUAGUGGUCUACGUCUCUUUGGCGUCCGAGUUUUUCUUGCGUUUGAAAUAUGAUGCACCCUUCCGCCACGUUGAGCAGCCCCGCGUAUUGGAGAAGGGUCAACGUGCGGUGAGCAAGAACUUGCGAGUUCUGAUUUUUGCCAUGUCAUUCUGCACUCUCUGCAUCUUCAUUCGUUCCAUUUAUCGUACUGUAGAGCUCGCCGGCGGGUGGUUCGGACCAGUGAUCACGACUCAGCGCUACUUCGAUUGGCUCGAUGGUGCCAUGGUCACUCUCGCUAUCUACACCCUCAAUUUCUUUCACCCGGGUAACUGGCUGAACAAAGACGUCCCGACCGCUCAUCUUUCAGAACGAGUAGCCGAUGAAGAAGCCGCUGACGAAGAUGCUGCGAUUUAG